This is a messenger RNA of Notechis scutatus (mainland tiger snake), 2691 nucleotides long. Lineage: Eukaryota; Metazoa; Chordata; Lepidosauria; Squamata; Elapidae. The record is from RefSeq and is a predicted model, not a curated record.
GGAAGUGGAAGCGGUUCAGCAAGGACACAGACUUGCUCGGCUGAAGGUAGAGAAGCGCCCAGCGGAAGUGGUCCUAAGCGCUCCUCUUCUUCUUCUUUUUCUUGUCUUCUCCUGGACAAGCCAGACUUGGGGCCUGGAAAAAGAUCCUACAGGGCUGGGAAAGGUGGUUCCUUUGGUUUGGCAGGAAGAAAGGAAAGGCCUUGUUUUCCCCACUCUACCUUGCUAGAGUGUCUGGGGAUAAGGCCCACUUGCGACACGACGCUAGUCUCGGACCCUGCCGGAUCCUGGCAUGGGACAUGUGCUCCUCUUCUUCCUGGCCUUUGCCUUUGCCCACCCAGAUUUGGUCCACUCCCAGCAGUGCUCUGCAGAAGGAAACCACCUCUUGACCCUCCAGUUCGCCGAUGUGGGUGCUGAUCAGCGUAUCCCUGCUCAACGCCAACCUCCAGGACCUCUGGAUCCCCUCUAUCACCUUGUCCACAAUUACCUGGAUGUGGUCCAACAGAACCCUUUCCCCACAGGUAAGCCUUGGAACAUCAGGCCAGGUUUGCAAAAAGCCAAAAAGAAAGAACAUCGGUCGCUAACACUCCAGGUUUCCUGCUGCCUGGGGACAACAAUCCUUCCUGACUUUUCUCUCCUUCCACGACAGGGGCUUCGGCUGACGGUGGAACAGUUUAGGGUCCCCCAAAGGCAGAUUCUCAGUGACCUGAACAAUAUUAGCUGGAACAUUGGCAGCACCAUUCACUUUCUGCUGAAGGAAACCGUGUCUUCUGCUAUGGCUGCCCUCAAGGGCAGGGUGCAAGACCUAGAGAACUCCGUGCGCCACUUGCAUGCGAUCCACGGGUCUGUCCAGGCCCUGAUCUGGGAGCAGGACGAGCUGGCGUCGGCGCUGAAGGAGCAGAAGCGAAGCCUCACUUCCCUCCUGGAAGAGCCCCAUUGCACGUACUGCAUGGGGGUCCUCAGCAGAGCUCAGGACUUGAAGUUGGGGGCUGACUUCCAAAACGUGCCUUCUGUUGAAAAAGUUUUGAAAAAUUUGCACGGGCUGCCUCAGACGAAUUUCUCUGAAAUGAUUCAGAAAGCCAACAACAGUUUCAAUGCAAUUCCACAAUUUACAGUAAUGAAAAUGGAUAAAGUUGUUCAAGAGCUGAAGAAGGACGUCGAGAGAGUUGCCCAAAAGGUCCACUUGGUUGCAGACGACUUCCCCAUCUCUGACCAGACCCGUCCCAUGAACGAGGCCUUGGCGAAGGCAGAGAAUAUGAGCCGCCCUUUCCUGAAGGAGGUGAAGCCUUUUGAGACCUACAGGUGGAUUGUAGGUACAAUAGCAUGCACAAUUGUCCUGCUGAUUGUCUUCUGUAAUGUUCUGGGCCUUUCCUUUGGCACUUAUGGCUUGGUGGUGCGAGAGGAUCCCAGUGACUACGAGAGCCGGGCUGAAGCUGGAGCCAAAUUUCUCAUCAUUGGUGUCACCUUCAGCUUCCUCUUCUCCUGGAUUCUGAUUCUCUUGGUCUCUGUCACCUUUCUGGUUGGAGGAAACAUCCAAACGUUGGUGUGCAAACCUUGGGCCGAUCAAGAGAUACUCAGAUUCAUCGACACCCCCGGCAACCUCCCACCUUCCAUGAAUGCCUCUCAAUACCUUGGCUUAAAGCAGAAUCUCAACCUCACGUCGGCAUAUCAGCAGUGCAGGAACGGUGCGGGCCUCUGGGAAGUCCUGCAACUGAAGGACCAGUAUAGCCUCGGCGAGCAUCUCAGCGUUGCCAAGGUAACAAGCCUCUCGCUGCAUCCUGGGUUGCCCCCUUUUGCAAAGCGAGGCUCGAUUCGCCUGGGAUCCUUCAGGAGGAUCUUAGGAGACAAAAACACACCGUCAGGCUCAGCUCUACUUCAAUACUUGGCUUCCAGAGGUUCUCCAGAUGUUCCUAUCAAUAUGGGAAGAAAACCACUGGAUCACAGCCUCCUCACCUCUCAAAUCAAGCAAUACGUUAAAUAUACUGCAGGCUGGCCUCCUCUGUUCAAUCAGAUGAAAAUAGUCAGAGAACUUGUUUUGCAGUAUCGGCUGGGGUGGGGCUUGAAUUUUAGUAGACGACAUUUUAUCAAGAGGGGGGAGAAUUCGCACGAGACAACAGGCUUCUCUUUUACAAAAUCUGCUUUUAACUCGGUUUUCCUUUUCCUCCAGGAGUUGGACUGCUUUGCAAGGAAAGAAUUGGGAUAUAUCUCCCAGUACCUGAACUGGAUGAGGACCAUGCUGGCUGAGGAUGUGGCUUCCUGCCAGCCCUUUUCCACUGCUCUGGACAAUGGCCGGGUCAUCUUGUGCAGUCGCAUCCUGGACCCUUGGAAUGCCUUUUGGUUCAGCCUGGGUGGAUGCGCCUUCUUCCUUCUGCCUGGCAUGUUUCUUGCCCUCAAGAUGAUGAAGCAUUUUCGUCCAAUUCGGCACAAAUUAGUUUCUACUGGAUCAGAUGAAACGUUUCCCUUCCACAUCCCACGGGUCACGUCUCUGCGGCUGUAAGGCCUCCCUGACCACCCCUCCGGAUGCCCAGGUGAGGGGACCGACGGCUGCUCCUUCCAGGAAGUGCCCUUUGCUGUGUCUCCCGCAAAAAGGUCCUCCUUCCAGAACUGCAGUAUCGUCAGCGCGUUGAUGGGCAGGACUGUUUCCAGGAGACCUUCACCAAAGGCCCACUCCCAGUGACCCUGGCUGAAAUUAGG